Molecule: messenger RNA, 2882 nt
Organism: Paramormyrops kingsleyae
Lineage: Eukaryota; Metazoa; Chordata; Actinopteri; Osteoglossiformes; Mormyridae
Source: RefSeq, a predicted model, not a curated record
GUCUCUGUAUUUCUGUCUGUUUGCGCGCGCGCGUCUGUGUGUGCUUAUCUCUCUACGGUAGGCCUAUGUAGUCUAUGUGGGUACCUGUCAGUUUAUCUCUGUCUGUGAUAUUGAGUCUUUAUCUGUAUGCAUGUAUAUCUUUUUUGUGUGUGUGUGUGUGUGUGUGUGUGUGUGUGUGUGUGUGCGCGCGAGCGAGCGUGAGAGCACGCGCUAUGUAUGAUGUCCUGUCGUCUAUCUUUGCUCAUCCCUCACCAGUUCUGCACCCUUUCGGCAAACCAUCCCGAUGAGGUACUAUGGCUGGCGCGACCACGGUGCUAUGCAGAAACAGGAGGCUACGAAACCAUGAAGAAUUUCACCAGUCCGUCUUUUUCGUCGUCAUUUGCUGCCUGUCUGGGUGUUGCUGGUUUUCCACUGUUAACACAAUGGCUUAUGGCGUCAACAGAAAAUCAUGUUCCAGUUAUGAGCACUGCCAUUCAUCUCCAGAUGGUGUGCAUGAUUUGGAUUGUUUCUGGAUUUGGAAGAGCAGGAUGAAAUGUACCUGGAAGUCAGGGAGAUGGUCUUCAAGAAAUGCAAUAUAUACAUUUAUCCAUGAACAGUCACGGAAAUUGGGUCCAUACCGUCCAAACCACCAAAACACAUCAAAUACAUUCAUCGACUUUGUGGUAUAUAAGGCCGAUAAGCUGAACGCUUGUGUUAUUGAUGCAAGUCAUAUUGAGAUGAAUUGUACUAUGACAACUUUCAGUGGAAUACCACAAAAUCUGAGUCGGUGCCAUCCCAGAAACAAUAUCGACUUUAAACGAUAUUCAAGGCAGUUGGACAUAACGCCGUCCUGGGAGGAAGCUCAUGUUAAGGAUUAUGUUGUACGAAUCAGGGAGAUGGGUGGCAAAUUCUGGAGAAUGCUGCAACCAGUAUCUAAAGGGGUGAACAGCAUUGCAGCAAAUCUUACGUCAUCAAAGUCCUACGAGAUACAAGUGCAGUGUGUCACCAGUGACCAGUGCAGUCAAUGUCCAUGGAGUCAAAUCAUCACUGUGCCACCAGAGUUGACAGAUAAUCCAACAGUCAACAACUUAGAAGUCAGCCCAUAUGAAAAGGGGAAAAGACUGAUCAUCAUACACUGGAAGCUUGAGGGGUACCAUUCAGCGGACGGUUACAACGUGACGGUGGCAAAGGAAUCCAGAGAGUUCCAGCAGGUGUUAUUCACUUCAGAGUCUUCGCUGAGGCUCCUUCUCUCAGACUCAGCCUAUGUCAUCAGCAUCGUGGCCUUCAACCAAGCGGGGGCUUCCCCCCCCGUGACAACUUCCGUGCAGACUGCAGAUGAUGCUGGUUUUUUCGGGACACUGAACAUUACUUUCAAUGGCAACAUGAGCUUUGUCGUCGCCUGGGAUAUCGACCUCAGCCCUACGUACCACUGCUUUUCCGUGGACUGGUGGCUGAUGGGAGAGAAACCGUCCUGGAAGUCUUUUUACCUGAAGAAGGGACGCCACAAGGAAAUUACCCUGAAAGCCCCUCUGCAACCAUACAAGAAGUACUUUUUCCUCCUCAAUGCGAGGCCAGACAAAAACACUUGCAACCUGAAGCAUGUCAACAACAGUGAGGCCACGUACGGCAGGACUCAGCAGUACGCUUUGGAAGGAACUCCUGUGAGUGCCCCAGCGAACAUCACAAGUUUAAACGCAACAAGCAGCUCCCUGGUCGUGCAGUGGAGUCCCAUCGCAGAAGAGGACCUCCGGGGCUUUCUGCUCGGCUACCGAAUCUACUACAGCGAAAACAAGCAGGAAAACCAGUCCAUAGUUGUCCAGGUGGGGCACACAGAGCACUCCCAUGUGCUGUCUGGCCUCAAGCAGCAGACGGUUUACAUGCUACGGAUGUCGGUCUUCACCGCAGCUGGGGAGGGUGUCCAGAGCGAUCCCGUCUACUUUAAAACCAAGCCACCCGAUCUGAGUGCAGACAGACUUGCAGGACUUAUUACAGUGGUACUGCUGUUUCUCUGCGUGCCUGUUUUCUCCAGAUUGUUUAAAAGGGUGAAGGUUGUUUUCUGGCCCAGUAUACCAAACCCCGGCAACAGCAAUGCAGUCCAGAAAAUAGAUGGCGCACACAGUCUUAUGUUGCUGUUCAGGUUAUUUUGGUGACCUCACCUGACAAGCACACAUCUGGGUGCCUCAGACAUAGCCUGGACCUUCUCUCAUACCGCAAUGGGUACUUUUAUGGGUUGAACCAUAAUUAUGUGCUAAAUCCGCUGAGUGUUUGACUUAAGUUCGCCUUUAUGAAAGCUCACAUGUGCUGUGUAACUGCAUCAUUGCUAAAAAUCAGCAAAGCCUAAACACAGAUGCAAAAUUCUCUUAGCUAGGUAGGUUGUGGAAGGUCGUCAUGCACCAUGUGAUCCUGUCAUUCCCGGCAGUACUCAUUUGCGCCGUUUCAACAAGAAAUUAUCAUGUGUAUUGCUUUAUACAGAGGAUGUGUACCGGUUGUUAAUUCCCUGACAGUUCCGAAAUUGUUCCAUUGUUACACUGGACCCCGCAAUCUCAUUCACCGGGAAUGACAGGUUAGAUCCCGGGACCAAACAACGCAGGCCAUGACCCUCUCACAUCAUUUAUUUAGUUUUUAUCAAGAGUGACGUAUAUUUUUGAGAAUGCACGGUCAGACAGUGACUGGUGCAACUGGGGAUUAAGGGCACCGCUUAAGGACAGCAAAAUUGUUCUGCUGAGCCUGGGAGUUGAACCAGCGACUUUCUGAUCACAGGCACAAGUUACUAACCCAGAGCCACACAGAGACCUAGAACAUUUACAUACUGAACGUGACCCUCUGCUGCCGGGACCCACAGGACAUCCUGGAGUCCAUGGGACAUGGCCGGCUGGCCCAUGUGAAGGAGAGCAACAUGAGCA